UAAAGUGAGCUUAGCACCGGGAUGACAAUAGUUCUUGAUCUCGCGAUCUGUGUCUUCCUUUUACUUGGUACUAUCGUACCCAGCAAGUGUGAGAUGCGGGAUCCAUAUAUAGACCAUCUGUUUCAACUGCGAACUGGAACGGAUGAACAGUCGCUGUCCCAUAUUCAGAACAUUGGAAAUGGAGGUCCACAUUUGGAAAGCUCUGCACAGUCGCAAUCGCAGUUGCAGAACAUUGAAACUGGCAAUCCACAUCUAGAAAGCUCUGCACAGUCACAAUUGCAGAACAUUGGAACUGACGGUUCACAUCUGAAAGGUUCUGCACAGUCGCAAUCGCAUUUGCAGAGCAUUGGAAGUGGCGGUGCACAUCUGGAAAGCUUAACAAGGAAGUUGCAAUCGCAGUCACAUAUUGGAUUUCUAACUAAUCUCCGGGAACCAAAUAUUCGACCUCUGGUCUUACAACCAAAGCCUCAACAGGAAAUAACACAAGAGGAAGUACAAGCAAGUCCACAGGACUUAAAUCCUCAAUUCAACAUAAUUGAUUCUGAGACAAACAAAAAUCCUUCCAUCGACAUUACCAACCAAUUAAUUAAUUCGAUUCAGUUGCAGUUACAGUCACAGAUCAAUUCACUAAAACAGUCCCUUAUACAGCAACCCGUCAUUGAUCAAAUAACUCCAACGGAUUCAAGCCCUUUAAUUGAUAGAGGUGGUUUACCAUCACAGCGAACUAAGUAUGUGAUUGUUCCCUCCACAUUCGAGAUAAGAAGGCUGAAUUCAGCUCCCCAAUACUUGGUAAUUCCUCGUUGGCUAAGAAGAAGACGCCAAAGAGCGUUAGUGAUUUUUCCCAGACCAGGCGGAUUACAGCCAGCCAAUGUAAAAACUUCACCUCAGUUAAAUUUAAAUCGUCAGCAAUCAAAUUCUGAACAGUUGUUUCUUGAUGGUUCACUAAUACCACAAUCCAAGUAUUAUAUUUUAGCUCCUUUCGAACCGAAAAAAUAUAAUUCUAGCGUUGAUAUAAUUGAUAAAAAUGAUUUAAAGGCUGCAUACUUGACUUACUAUCAAAAACAGACUGCCAAUAGAAUUGCUGAAUUGGAAAGAAAGUUACAGGAACUAAAGACCAAAAACCUUUUAAGCCCUAUAAUUUCGGCGCCGGAUACCCAGCCUCAGCCGACUCAGGGCAACGAACAGUCGUCAAAUUUACUGUCUAAACUAAAUUCCCAGUUACAGUUCCAACUACAGUCUCACUUACGGUCCCAGUUAAAGCCUUUAAGAUCUUUGCCCCAGAGACAGUCCCAAUCGCAGUCAUCAAGAUCACUUUCCCAAACACAGUCCCAGUUGAAUUCACUGUACCAAAUAAAGCCACAGCAAAACUCACUUUCAUCACUAUCACUGUCCCAGAGACAGUCACAGUUACAGUCCUUAUCGCUGUGGCCAGGAUCACUUUCCCAAGCACAGUCCCAGUUGUCCCAAAUACAGUCACAGUUAAACUCACAUACAUCAGGAUCACUGUCCCAGAGACAGUCGCAGUUACAGUCCCUAUCGCUGUCCCCAGGAUCACUUUCCCAAACACAGUCCCAGUUGAAUUCACAUUCUUCUGGACUACUGUCCCAAAUACAGUCACAGUUAAACUCACAUACAUCAGGAUCACUGUCCCAGAGACAGUCGCAGUUACAGUCCCUAUCGCUGUCCCCAGGAUCACUUUCCCAAACACAGUCCCAGUUGAAUUCACAUUCUUCUGGACUACUGUCCCAAAUACAGUCACAGUUAAACUCACAUCCAUCAGGAUCACUGUCCCAGCGACAGUCGCAGUUACAGUCCCUAUCGCUGUCACCAGGAUCACUUUCCCAAGCACAGUCCCAGUUGAAUUCACAGUCUUCUGGGUCACUGUCCGAAACACAGUCACAGUUAAACUCACAUACAUCAGGAUCCCUGUCCCUGAAACAGUCGCAGUUACAGUCCCUAUCGCUGUCCCCAGGAUCACUAUCCCAAGCACAGUCCCAGUUGAAUUCACAGUCUUCUGGGUCACUGUCCGAAACACAGUCACAGUUAAACUCACAUACAUCAGGAUCACUGUCCCUGAGACAGUCGCAGUUACAGUCCCUAUCGCUGUCACCAGGAUCACUUUCCCAAACACAGUCUCAGUUGAAUUCACAGUCUUCUGGGCCACUGUCCCAAAUAAAGUCACAGUUAAACUCCCAUCCAUCAGGAUCACUGUCCCAGAGACAGACGCAGUCACAGUCUCUAUCGCUGUCACCAGGAUCACUUUCCCAAGCACAGUCCCAGUUGAAUUCACAUUCUUCUAGACUACUGUCCCAAAUACAGUCACAGUUAAGCUCACAUUUAUUAAGAUCACUGUCCCAGAAACAGUCACAGUUACAGUCCCUAACGCUGUCGCCAGGAUCACUUUCCCAAAGGCAGUCCCAAGUGAACUCACAGUCUUCUGGACCACUGUCCCAAACACAGUACCAGCUAAACUCAGAUUCAUCAGGAUCACUGUCCCAGAGACAGUCCCAGUUGAAUUCACAUUCUUCUGGACUACUGUCCCAACUACAGUCACAGUUAAACUCACAUUUAUCAGGAUCACUGUCCCAAAGACAGUCGCAGUUACAGUCCCUGUCGCUGUCACCAGGAUCACUAUCCGAAACACAGUCCCAGUUGAAUUCACAGUCUUCUGGACCACUGUCCCAAAUAAAGUCACAGUUAAACUCACAUCCAUCAGGAUCACUGUCCCAGAGACAAUCGCAGUUACAGUCCCUAUCGCUGUCACCAAGAUCACAUUCCCAAACACAGUCCCAGUUGAAUUCACAGUCUUCUGGGCCACUGUCCCAAAUAAAGUCACCGUUAAACACACAUCCAUCAGGAUCACUGUCCCAGAGACAGACGCAGUCACAGUCUCUAUCGCUGUCACCAGGAUCACUUUCCCAAGCACAGUACCAGUUGAAUUCACAUUCUUCUAGACUUCUGUCCCAAAUACAGUCACAGUUAAGCUCAGAUUUAUUAAGAUCACUGUCCCAGAAACAGUCACAGUUACAGUCCCUAUCGCUGUCGCCAGGAUCAAUUUCCCAAAGACAGUCCCAAGUGAACUCACAGUCUUCUGGACCACUGUCCCAAACUCAGUCACAGCUAAACUCAGAUUCAUCAGGAUCACUGUCCCAGAGACAGUCCCAGUUGAAUUCACAUUCGUCUGGACUACUGUCCCAACUACAGUCACAGUUAAACUCACAUUUAUCAGGAUCACUGUCCCAGAGACAGUCGCAGUUACAGUCCCUAUCGCUGUUACCAGGAUCACUAUCCCAAACACAGUCCCAGUUGAAUUCACAGUCUUUUGGACCACUGUCCCAAAUACAGUCACAGUUAAACUCACAGAUAAACUCAGGAUCACUGUCCCAGAGACAGUCGCAGUUACAGUCCCUAUCGCUGUCACCAGGAUCACUUUCCCAAACACAGUCCCAGUUGAAUUCACAUUCUUCUGGACUACUGUCCCAAAUACAGUCACAGCUAAACUCACAUCCAUCAGGAUCACUGUCCCAGAGACAGUCGCAGUUACAGUCCCUAUCGCUGUCACCAGGAUCACAUUCCCAAACAGAGUCUCAGUUGAAUUCACAUUCGUCUUCUCAGUUAUCAGACUCACUGUCCCAAAUACAGUCACAGUUACAGUCCCAAUCGCAAUCACAUUUAAGAGAACAGAACCCUGCAGUUUCAUUCAUUCCAUAUGGCUCCCUGCUACCGCGACGUUCCCCUUUACCAGUCUCUUCGCCUGAACCAAAAGCAGUUUUGCAAACAGAUCUUUUUAAAAAUGCUAAAAUCAGCGUGAUUACUUCUGAGUACAAAAUAUACAGCCCACCCAAAUACCACUCCCAGACGGACAUCUUGGAUGACUCCAAGCUGACAACGGUGCACCUGAUUGAAAAGUACGGCUAUCCAUCGGAAACCCACUUUGUGAACUCUGACGAUGGCUACAAGCUCUGUGUGCAUCGUAUUCCCCGUCCUGGAGCCAAGCCUGUCCUACUGGUUCACGGUCUGAUGUCCAGUUCCGCCUCGUGGGUGGAAUUGGGACCCAAGAACGGACUGGCUUACAUCCUGUACCGAAAGGGUUACGACGUCUGGAUGCUGAAUACCAGAGGCAACAAAUACUCUAGGGAGCAAACUGGUCCUCGCAAGAAACCGCGGAAGUACUGGAACUUCUCCUUCCAUGAAAUCGGCAAAUAUGAUGUACCAGCUACAAUUGAUCUUAUCCUCAAGCGCACCAACGAGCCGAAGCUCCAAUACAUUGGGCACUCACAGGGCUCCACCGUAUUCUUUGUGAUGUGCAGUGAAAAUCCGAAGUAUGCCAAUAAGGUGCAGCUCAUGCAGGCCCUUUCCCCAACGGUUUACCUGCAGGAGAACCGUAGUCCAGUGCUUAAGUUCAUUAGCAUGUUCAAAGGAAAGUAUUCGAUGCUGUUGAACCUUUUGGGGGGCUAUGAGAUCUCGGCGAAAACGAAGCUCAUAGAGCAGUUCCGCCAGCACAUUUGCUCCACCUCUGAACUAGCCAGUCAAAUCUGCGCCAUCUUCGACUUUGUGCUCUGCGGAUUCGACUGGAAGAGCUUUAAUAAGACGCUAACCCCCAUUGUGGCGGCCCACGCCUCCCAAGGAGCCUCUGCCAAGCAGAUCUACCACUACGCACAGCUGCAGGGUGACCAGAACUUCCAGCAUUUCGAUCACGGACCGGUCCUGAAUCGGGUUCGUUACGAGUCCAGCGCUCCACCAGUCUACAAUCUCUCGCAGACGACCACCAAGGUGGUGAUCCACCAUGGCGGAGGAGACUGGCUGGGAUCCGACUCGGAUGUGAGCCGGCUGCAGCAGAGCCUGCCCAAUCUCGUCGAGAGCCGGAAGGUGAACUACGAUGGCUUCUCCCACUUUGACUUUACGCUCUCGAAGGAUGUCCGGCCGCUGGUCUACAGCCACGUCAUUCGCCACUUGUCAGUUCAGCUACCAGGAUAGGCAAGAUGCGGGAAUUACUCUCAGCAAACGGUUAAGAAAUGUAGAGUUUUAGUAAAGCAAAAUUGUUAACGUUUUCAGGGACUUUUCAUAAAUGUUAUUAAAUUACAUCACUGUA
Messenger RNA from Drosophila subpulchrella, 5092 nucleotides. Its product is annotated as uro-adherence factor A. The record is from RefSeq and is a predicted model, not a curated record. The coding region runs from base 22 to 4977 and encodes 1651 amino acids. Lineage: Eukaryota; Metazoa; Arthropoda; Insecta; Diptera; Drosophilidae. The transcript is spliced from 8 exons.